Molecule: messenger RNA, 1416 nt
Organism: Penicillium coprophilum
Lineage: Eukaryota; Fungi; Ascomycota; Eurotiomycetes; Eurotiales; Aspergillaceae
Exons: 1
Coding region: 1-1416 (471 amino acids)
Source: RefSeq, a predicted model, not a curated record
AUGCGCUCUACGUUAACAGCAGAGCUGCUGCUCUCAAUAGCAAGCUAUCUUGAUAGCUACACGGAUACUCUGCGGCUCGCCUCCUGUUGCCGUACCUUCUAUCCACUUUUGUUACCCAAAGUCUUUACAUCGCUCGACCUGAUAGAGCACCGCAGUGGCCACUUGAGUCAUCUGGUGCACACACUAGCACUCAAGCCGGCAUUAGCACAAGAAGUACGCACUUUGCGUAUCUCCCAUGGCUGGCGGUGGACUUCCGGCGUGCGAUAUGAACAGGAGGUUAUCCUACCAGUUCUAAAGUCAGUUCUGGGGCCCGACGACGACCUAUCCAGAAGGGACUGGGAAUUACAGAGUGGAGAGAAUGAUGACGCGUGGACUGUCCUGCUUCUGGCCCUCUUGCCCAAUCUGAAGGAUCUGGUCCUGCAAGUUGAUGCAAUUUCAAAAUGUACUCUCGAGUGGAUGGCCAUGAUCGCCGAAAAAGAAAGCCCUGGUUUGACUAAAUUGAGACACCUCACAGUCGUGUGUUCUGAUGUAGACGGUGGCCUCAGCUCAUCGCAUUUUCUCCCAAUACUUCGACUUCCCUCGCUACAAAGCUUUUGUGGCCACAUGAUAUGUGAUGGUGGUAGCUCUGAUGAGGAGUAUCUCGAAGACCAAGAGUUCGAUGCGGCCAGCUACGUGCCUGACAAUGUUGGAUACUCCAACAUCACUCAUAUCCACCUCCAGUCCAGUUGUUCUCGAAGGGGCUUUGCAAAUCUGAUCGGCGCAUCCAAGAGCCUCAAAUCUUUCACCUUGGAGCAUUCAGAAAACCCAAAUUACGCGGAUGAUGGGGCGAUGUACGCGUCUAGAUACUACCCACCAUUGCAAAGACACCGGGAGACCUUGCAAACGUUAACACUGACCGACGAGCGCACCAACAAGUAUUCCGCUUACACGAAUUACAACUAUGAUUACGUCGGAUCAUUCGCGGCGUUUAGUGCGCUGAAGGAACUUCGGCUGCAGAUUCCACAUAUACUGGACUGGGACCCAACCUGGAUGAACCCACACGAGGUGUCAAAUAAUCGCUUUAGUGAUGUUUUGCCUCUAUCGCUGGAAAGCCUUAUUCUUGAUGCUCUAGAGAUAGAACAUACAAAUGAACUAGCUGGGCUGUUUAAGCGCCUAUUCUUAAGACGGAAAUACCGUUGCCCAAACCUGACUUAUCUAGAGGUCAAGGCGAACUGGAUGCAUGUCCACCAGUCAUCUGAGGAGUCCCAAGCUAUACCUCGUCCUAUACCUGCCAUGUAUGAGGAAUUUGCGGACUUCAAGGUGAAACUCGAGUCGUUAUGUUCGGCUGUGGGAGUCCGGUUUCGUCUACGUGAUUUGCAUAUCGAGGAUAUUAUCGAGAAAAAUCGUUCGUAUGGUUUUUCAAGUGAUGUCCUGUGA